Lactuca sativa (garden lettuce) is the source of this 748-nucleotide messenger RNA. RefSeq lists its product as uncharacterized. The record is from RefSeq and is a predicted model, not a curated record. Lineage: Eukaryota; Viridiplantae; Streptophyta; Magnoliopsida; Asterales; Asteraceae.
AAUCUCUUCCGCCAAGACACGCGCAUUCACACUAAUAUGUGAUUCUGAUAAGAGUAUCGACUAUCGAACAUUCAUAAAUUACUUCACAAAUUUUCAUGGCUUCUACGUUUAAUUUUCAUACUCUAUGCACCCCAGUAUACUAUUCAUCAAGAUCAUACAGUUACAAAUCUAAAACCCUAGCUUUCAGCUCUCAGUUACCAUGCCAAUCGCUUUUGAAGUCGAAGAAGCGGUCUAUGAUUCCAGUUGUUCAAAAUAGAAAGCUCAGGUCUCGAAUCUACGCAGCACAAUCAAAUUUUUUCAAAGUGCUUCAAAAAGCAUAUAAGGUAGGAAAAGAUGGAAUUGAAGCAGGAACAAAUUUAGUGCCUGAUUCUAUACCAAGACCAAUUGCUAGGAUAUCUGUGGGUGUAAUUGGAGCAGCUGUUGUACUCUUUCUACUCAAGUCAUUCUUGUCUACAGCUUUCUUUUUUCUGACGACAAUGGGAUUGAUUUACUUUGUGUUUAUCGCCUUGAACAAAGAUGAGGGCCCCACAGGUGGCGGAAGCACCACCACCACUUCAACAGAAGAAAGCCUUGAAGAAGCAAGGAGAAUCAUGGAGAAGUACAAAUAAAUACAUCAAUAUUCAUUAGUAAAUUUUGUAAAUCCAUGAACCCAUUUAUAUUUUGGAUUUAUACAAAUCUUUUCAAGUUGUCACAAAAAUGAUCGGUUCUACUUUCUUUGGUCAACAUAUGGUAAUCUUUCGACUCAAAA